CUUAUUUUUGAAGAAUCUCGAAGCCAAAAGCGAAUCCGGAACACACACACACACACACACACUAUUAUCACAAGGAUUACCUCGCGUACAUUCUGUGAGGAUCGCACAUCACGUACCUUAUUUGGAAUAAAAAACAUAUUUAAUCCCUUAAUUACAUACCGCGAUAUCAUACAGCCAAUUUUAAAUUGGUGUCGCACUUGUUUUUGUUGUGAUCACGUUUGUUUCUUUGAUUCAAUCAUCUUUACUCGAUUCAUUUCGAUAAUCGACAAAAAAGGCGACAAAAUUUUUGUGUACGACAUUUUACGGCCGAGCACCGCACUGGAUCAGCGGGGGCAGAUUGGUUCUGAUUCCAACACAACUUGCGUCAAAAGACGAAAAUGUGAAAUGGACCGUGAACGGGAUAUGUUAUCAUCAAUGGAACCACGUGAUCUUUCAUCAUCGGGUCGAAUAUUUUCGGCAGCAACAUCGGCUCAAAUAAAAAUUAGUACAUCACCAACUCGUUCACCAACCGUGUCGAAUUCAUCGUCACCGACCCAUACGUCAACCACACCAGCGCCAAUAUCGCCGGCAUUAAGCAGCGGCACAGCCAGCACAUAUCAUCAUGGCAAUCAUAAGACAAUCACUGGCAUUCCAUGUGUUGCGGCCGCGUCACGGUACACGGCACCGGUACACAUUGAUGUGGGCGGCACAAUUUAUACAAGCUCAUUGGAAACAUUGACCAAAUAUCCGGAUUCGCGAUUGGCCAAGUUAUUUAACGGAACCAUUCCGAUUGUUUUGGACUCGCUGAAACAACAUUAUUUUAUUGAUCGUGAUGGUGGCAUGUUUAGGCACAUUUUGAAUUUUAUGCGCAAUUCAAAACUGUUGAUUCCCGAUGAUUUUGCUGACAUCGAUUUGCUGUUGGAAGAAGCACGAUAUUUUGAAAUUGGACCGAUGGUUAAGCAACUAGAACAAUCAAAAAAGGAUCGUGUCAUUCGAAAUGGUAAUACAUCGGCAAUGAAUGCACUUGGGCAAUCAACGUCACCAAUGAAUCCAUCACGCUUGAAAAACCAUCAAAAUCGCAAUCAAUCAAUGGAUACAUAUGAAAUUGUUGCAUUGCAUAUAUCACCCGAUUUGUGUGAACGUAUCAUGUUGUCUGCUGAACGUUUCAUACUCGAUGAAAUCUUUCCGGAAACCAAUCAGGCGGUGCUUGAUGGCCGCACAAAUGUCGCAUGGAAUCAAUUGGAUGGUCGAAGUGUCAUUCGAUUUCCAUUAAAUGGAUAUUGCAAAUUGAAUUCAAUUCAAGUGUUGACCCGUUUACUGAACGCCGGUUUCACCAUUGAAGCCAGCACUGGUGGCGGCGUUGAAGGCCAACAAUUCUCCGAAUAUUUACUUGUGAGAAAACAUUCAGCAGUGUGAUAUUUAUAAGUGCAUCAUAGAUUAACCUCAUUUUCAUCUUUCCUUUCAUCAUCAAACCACUUUAUCCCAAUGCAAUCCAAUCGAAACUUCUACGCAUCCAUUACGAAAUUCCCAUCAAGCAAUAUAUAAUCUCUCUCACACUCUCACUCACUCUCCUUCUCUCUCUCUCUCUCUCUCUCUCUCACACACACACGCAAGCUCAUCUCUCUAUCAACAUAUGCAACCACGAAUCAACAAUAAAAUCAACAUAUAUAAAUUAUUCGAAUGGAAAAAAGAAAAGAUAGCAAAUAUGCACGAUAUUGAAAAACACACAAAAGUCCUACAAACUGUCCAGAAUGUGCGACUGGUUUAACGUAAAACUAGAGACAAGAUUAAGGAAGAAAUCACAUAAUUCUUAAUUAAACCAGAUGAAAAUCUCUUCACACACACACACACACACACACACACACACACACAC
Messenger RNA from Contarinia nasturtii (swede midge), 1852 nucleotides. It is a transcript of the gene twz, whose product is annotated as BTB/POZ domain-containing protein kctd15. Gene Ontology annotation, biological process: protein homooligomerization. The transcript is spliced from 3 exons. Bases 385 to 1395 code for a protein of 336 amino acids. Gene Ontology annotation, molecular function: protein binding. Lineage: Eukaryota; Metazoa; Arthropoda; Insecta; Diptera; Cecidomyiidae. The record is from RefSeq and is a predicted model, not a curated record.